Kazachstania africana CBS 2517 is the source of this 552-nucleotide messenger RNA. RefSeq names its product Snd2p (gene SND2). The transcript has a single exon. Gene Ontology annotation, cellular component: intracellular membrane-bounded organelle. The record is from RefSeq and is a predicted model, not a curated record. Bases 1 to 552 code for a protein of 183 amino acids. Gene Ontology annotation, biological process: vacuolar protein processing. Lineage: Eukaryota; Fungi; Ascomycota; Saccharomycetes; Saccharomycetales; Saccharomycetaceae.
AUGGCUGGUAAGUCUGGGAAGAAACAAGUGCAAUCUAAUUUGCAGAUAUUGUCAAAUCUAUAUAAAUUAACGGUCCCCACGAUCGUGUUGACAUUUCUAAGAGUUUGGUUCUCAUCGGGAUCUCUUCUGAAAUGUACUCUAUCACAAAUCCCGAUCUUACUUUGUAUUUAUACGAUAGAUAAGUCAGGAAGACCCAAAUUUGACGUCAAUGACCCCAGAAAAGUUGUCAAAUAUGGUAUUGAUUUGUCUGAUACAGGUACUUUAAUCGAAUAUCUAUUCGAUAUCAUAUAUCUUUCUCUGUUGGGAAAUGUGGGUGUCAUCUUAUUUGACACAUUCAAGUUUUACUGGGUCUGGAUUCUUUGUCCAGUAUACCUUGCCUACAAAGGUUACUCUUUAAAACAACAGUAUUUCCCUAGCAAACCGAAGACGAAGAAGUCUCACAUAGAAAAUGAAGAAGAUACUAGUACCACGAACGUUAAAUCAAAGAGACAAUUAAAAAGAGAGAAAAAUGAGAACAAGAACGGCAGUCAAGUCAAAUACAAAUAUAGGUAA